Molecule: messenger RNA, 1362 nt
Organism: Orycteropus afer afer
Lineage: Eukaryota; Metazoa; Chordata; Mammalia; Tubulidentata; Orycteropodidae
Gene: ASB16
Product: ankyrin repeat and SOCS box containing 16
Exons: 5
Coding region: 1-1362 (453 amino acids)
Biological process (GO): intracellular signal transduction; neuronal action potential; negative regulation of delayed rectifier potassium channel activity
Cellular component (GO): synapse; membrane; axon initial segment
Molecular function (GO): transmembrane transporter binding
Source: RefSeq, a predicted model, not a curated record
AUGGCGGGGGAGACCUUCCCCUUCACCUCCUCCACCCUCCGCUCACUCCGUCUGCAGCGAGAGUGGCUGGAGUGGGAAGACCGGCGGCAGGCUGUGGCCCAGCAAUGCCAGAGACGAAGGUGCCCCCCCAGCCCCCGGGCCCAACUCUCUAGGCCUCGACGCUCCUGCCGCGACCCAGCUGUCCACAAUGCCUUGUUCUCUGGUGACUUGCAGCAGGUCCAAGUCCUGUUCCAAGAUGAAGAGGCUGCCAACAUGAUUGUGGAGACCGUGAGCAACCAGCUGGCCUGGUCAGCAGAACAGGGGUUCUGGGUCAUGACCCCCAAGACCAAGCAGACGGCACCUCUCACCAUCACUGCAGCCCGAGGCUACAAUGACUGUGUCCGGCACCUGAUCCGGCAGGGGGCUGAGCUGGACGCCCGCAUCGGGGGAUGGGCUGCCCUGCAUGAGGCCUGCGCUCGGGCCCAGUCCAACUGUGUGCAGCUGCUGCUGACCUUUGGUGCCAAGGCCAAUGUGCUAUCUGAGGAAGGCACUGCCCCGCUGCACCUCUGCACAGCUCCUGAGUCUUUGCAGUGUGCCAAGUUGCUCCUGGAGGCGGGAGCCACAGUGAACCUGGCAGCUCAGGAGAGUGAGGUGACACCCCUGCAUGUGGCAGCGGCGCAAGGUCUGGAGGAGCACGUGGCCCUCUACCUGGAUCACGGUGCCGACGUGGGCCUGCGCACCAGCCAGGGCGAGACGCCCCUAAACGCGGCGUGUGCGGCAGCCGAGCGCCCCGGCUGCGGCCGGCAGCACGAGGCCGUGGCACGUCUGCUUCUGGAGGCCGGGGCAGAUGCUCAGGCCGCUGGCCGCAAGCUCCACACACCGCUGCACAAUGCCUGUGCCAACGGCUGCGGGGGCCUAGCCGAACUGCUGCUGCGCCACGGGGCCCGCGUUGGGGUCCCCAACGGAGCGGGCCACACACCCAUGGAUUGUGCGCUGCAGGCCAUCCAGGAUGCCCCUGACUGGGAACCUGAGGUCCUCUUCGCAGCGCUCUUGGACUAUGGGGCCCAACCCGUGCGCCCUGAGAUGCUGAAACUGUGUGCCUCCUUCCCUCGGGCCCUGGAAGUCCUGCUUAAUGCCUACCCUUGUGUUCCGUCCUGUGAUACCUGGGUGGAGGCAGUGCUUCCAAAACUGUGGCAGGAGCACGAAGCCUUCUACCACUCAGCUCUGUGCAUGGUGAACCAGCCAAGGCGGUUGCAGCACCUGGCCCGGCUCGCUGUACGUGCUCAGUUGGGUGGCCGCUGCCGCCAGGCUGCCACCCGGCUCCCACUGCCCCCAGCCCUCAGGGACUACCUGCUGCUACGUGUGGAGGGGUGCAUCCAGUGA